AUGUUAUCGCACCAGCAUGCUCCGUUGCCCUCCUCGAACUUUAUCAGACUGGUCAAGAUAGGCCCAAGAAACGAUGAGAAAGAAUUGAUCCAGCUCAGUCUUCACCAAACAAGACUGCGAAAUGCACCCAAGUACGAGGCAUUAUCUUACGAAUGGGGAACCCAAAUGUGCGAUAAGCCCGUCCUAUGUGACGGACAAGAGCUUCGAGUCAAGGCAAAUUUGGCAGCUGCUUUGGAGCGUUUGCGGUGGGCAGAUGAUUCGCGAUGGAUGUGGAUUGACGCCAUUUGCAUCGACCAGGAAAAUAUACCAGAGCGCAAUCAACAGGUUACCAUGAUGCGUGACAUAUACGCUCUCGCAGAUAGGGUCCUCAUCUGGAUAGGGGAUGAGCUUGCUUACUCGAAGCAAGCAUUUGAGGCACUUUCAAAGUUCGCAAAAUUAUGGCAAGCAAGAGAGGUUACCCGAUUACAAGCUGGAGACAAAAGACCGCCGCUUCGCACAGAGCCUAGUACUGCUGAGAAAUCAUCUUUAGCACUUCAAGACGAUUCCUUAUGGACCUCACUUUUCACUCUCUUUUCAUCGACGUAUUUCGAGCGGACUUGGAUCAUACAAGAAAUUGCUGUGUCAACCCGUUCCACUGUUAUUUGUGGUGCUCAGCAGAUGAACUGGAAGCUAUUCCACUGGGGUGUCUCAUUUAUCAGCACUACGACAUCUCUGCUUCAUCGGGCGCCCGACACGGAACGUAUAGGCAUAAUUGCAUCUAUCGCUGGUAUUCAAUCAAUGUUCAAGCAAAAGGAGACAGAUUAUCUUUCUGAUUAUCUAAGAUUCGUCCAAGCUUCAAAGUGUUCAGAUCCACGAGAUAAAGUGUUUGGAUUACUCGGAUUGAGGUGCAAUACGGAAGAGAUAUUACCGCAUCUGGCAAAGAAUAUGCUUCGAGUGGACUACACCAAGAGUGUACAACAAGUAUACCGAGAUGCCGCUGCAUAUAUCAUUCUUAGUCAACAAGACCUGGAAAUCUGCUAUGCACAACCCUUGACAUCAAAGAUUGUUCAGAAAUUACCAUCCUGGGUACCUGAUUGGUCAGUAAGAAUGGAAGGAGCACCUGCCGCCUUCUUGAUUACGCAUUAUAAAGUUCGUGAUAUUCUGCCUGGAAAUAUUUCCUUCGAUGGCAGUUCUAUGUAUGUCGAUGGACUCAUUUUAGAUUCCAUUGACUUUGCUACAAGCACCAUGUCAAGCGAAACACCUUUACCAGACAUCAAACGAAUUAUUAUCCACUUGUCUAAGCUUGCGGAUUUAGCUAACGUUGAUUGUGGGGAGCCCGGAUCCGCAUUCCGCUAUAUGAUCAAUUAUCUCGGCUGCUCCAUCUACAAGAACAAAGAAUCAGUCCUCGAAGCUUUGUGGCGCACGUUGAUCGGCAACACUGCAAACUUCGAGCCUGCCAAGCCCCGAUUCAUCCGCCACUUCCAGGCUGUACUCAAUACAAUCUUACUACGGGAGCGUGGAAUUGUGUUUGAUCGACAUAACUCGAGCCAUGAACUGGCUCUGGAUCCAGAUAUCCUACAGAAGCUCAAGAAUGACAAAAUCUCCCAAAAUAUCUGUCAAAGUGUGCAAGAAGGACAAAGUAUGCUUUUCCUCUUAGAGCUUGUUAAUACGGUAUCAGGAAGAGUAUUUUUCACCACCUCACGAGGUUAUAUGGGAUUUGGAGCUUCGGGUGCUAAAGUUGGAGAUCAAGUUUGUAUUCUUGGAGGCGGAUGGACUCCCUUUGUUCUUCGGGAUCAUAAAACCUAUUAUGAAAUGAUCGGCGAUUCCUACCUUCAUGGCAUGAUGCAGGGAGAGACGCUGGAUUUGGGCAAACCGAAAGUGACCAGGUUUCAGAUCUGCUAA
Molecule: messenger RNA, 1881 nt
Organism: Botrytis fragariae
Lineage: Eukaryota; Fungi; Ascomycota; Leotiomycetes; Helotiales; Sclerotiniaceae
Product: putative heterokaryon incompatibility protein
Exons: 1
Coding region: 1-1881 (626 amino acids)
Source: RefSeq, a predicted model, not a curated record